UGUCUAAAGGACCAACAGACAGCAAUGUGGUCACCUUCAAACUGUCUGCUGAACUGGGUUCAUUCCGUGUGGAGGUGUGUGAUGACCGCGGAACAUCGCUGACAUCACAAUACAAGGUAUUGAUGGGUCGGUGCUGGUCCAGGCCAAAGAGACAAUGGUGUUCGCCAGGCUCAGGGACAUAGUGGUGCUGGAUGUCGACCCCAAAACCAUCCACAAAAAGGCCGUCUCCAUGGUGGGCGAGGAGGUGUUCAGCUUUCAGAUGUCCCUGUAUCCCAGCGCUACGGAGGGAGAGGGUUACUCAGACACCUCCAAGGUGGACGGGAAGGUUACCAUGAGGCUGGGCUGCAUCCAGAUCGUCUAUCUGCACAAGUUCCUCAUGUCUCUACUGACGUUUCUGGAUAACUUCCAGACAGCCAAAGAGGCGUUGAGUGUGGCCACGGCCCAGGCAGCAGAGAAGGCGGCGUCCAGCGUCAGAGACUUUGCCCAGAAGAGCUUCCGUCUCUCCAUGGACGUCAGGCUGAAGGCCCCUCUCAUCGUCGUCCCUCAGUCCUCCGCCUCACGCAAUGCGUUUGUGGUGGACCUGGGGCUCAUCACCGUGGGCAACAGUUUCAGUCUGAUGUCGGCUGAAGGGUUCUCGCUCCCCGUUGUCAUGGACACCAUGGAUGUCAAACUCACUCAGCUCAAACUGUCCAGGUAUCAGAGGACCACGCUGAAACAAGGCUCCCCACAGACAGACAUCGAGAUCCUUCAGCCAAUCAAUUUAGAGCUUCUGGUCAAACGGAACCUGGCCUCUUCCUGGUACAGCAAGAUCCCUGGAGUAGAGGUUCAAGGAAUGCUCAAGUCUAUGAAUAUGUCUCUCGGUCAGGAGGACUUUGGUGUCUUGAAGACACUGAGAACAUCGGAGAGGGCAGCUGGAAGUGCACACCAAACGUCUGGAGGGCCUGGAGGUGGGUCCUAG
Molecule: messenger RNA, 958 nt
Organism: Oncorhynchus keta (chum salmon)
Lineage: Eukaryota; Metazoa; Chordata; Actinopteri; Salmoniformes; Salmonidae
Product: intermembrane lipid transfer protein VPS13C-like
Exons: 7
Coding region: 155-958 (267 amino acids)
Biological process (GO): protein retention in Golgi apparatus; protein targeting to vacuole; mitochondrion organization
Cellular component (GO): extrinsic component of membrane
Source: RefSeq, a predicted model, not a curated record